Molecule: messenger RNA, 1398 nt
Organism: Salvia splendens (bonfire salvia)
Lineage: Eukaryota; Viridiplantae; Streptophyta; Magnoliopsida; Lamiales; Lamiaceae
Product: protein FAR1-RELATED SEQUENCE 5-like
Exons: 4
Coding region: 1-1398 (465 amino acids)
Source: RefSeq, a predicted model, not a curated record
AUGGAAGCUUAUGUAAGUACACCAGAAUCCCCUAUAGAACUUAAACCAUUUGUUGGUCGUAGCUUCCCCAUAUUGGACAACGCAAUUGAAUUUUACGAGAACUAUGGUCGAAGUGUUGGAUUUGAUACAAGGAAGAACAGUUCAAAGAAGGUUGAUAGUAUCACCAUAUGGUUUUACAUGGUGUGUAACAGAGAAGGUGAACAGAAAUUUAGUGAUCAACAGCCCAAACGACGACGUAAAUCGAAAAAAUGUGGAUGUAAUGCUUGUGUUGCAUUCAAAUUUGAUUCUGACCGUGGUUACGUCAUUCAACAUUUGAACGAAGAACACAACCACCCCAUGGUUGAUAUACAACACCAGAAGUUCAUGAGAUUAAAUCGUCAAAUUGAACCAGUUCACCAAAAAUUUAUUUCGUAUUGUGCUGGUGCUAAUAUUGGUCCAUCUCUCACUUUCAAGCUAUUGACUGAAUUGAUGGGCGGAUAUGAGUCUGUUGGGUGUACUGUGUUGGACAUCCGUAACUACACACGGGACAUCAUAAGAUACGCUGAAAGAUAUGACGCCCAAAUGAUAAUAGACGAGAUGAAGAAGAAGGAAAAUUGUGACGCCUUCAUGUACGAGUAUGAAGUUGAUUCUCGUAGUCGACUGAUGCAUUUAUUCUGGUGUGAUCCUAUUGCUAAGAUGAAUUUUAUGCAAUUUGGUGACAUUGUCUCGUUUGACACUACGUACUCAACUAAUAGGUACUCAAUGAUUUAUGCUCCGUUCACUGGGAAGGACAACUAUGGCGCGCAGUGUCAUUUGGAGCUGUUUGUAAAGUGCAUGGGCAUAGCUCCCAAGUUGAUAAUUACUGAUCAAGACUUGGGCAUGAAAGUUGCUGUUGAAAAAGUUCUUGUGAAUACACGUCACAGAUGGUGUAUGUGGCACAUCAUGGCAAAAGUGGCUGAAAAGGUUCCUAAGUCACUUCUAGGUAAUCCUGAUUUUAAAAAGGAUUUGAAUUCAUGUGUUUGGUCUAAGUUGAUUGAACCCACAGAGUUUGAAGACAAGUGGAAGACUGUGAUGGAGACAUAUGAUCUUGAAGGCGCUGAAUGGUUCGGUUCUAUGUUCGAAUCAAGAAAGUUUUGGGUUCCUGCAUACUUUAGGGAGUUCCUUAACAAUUCUUUGAUAAAGACGACUUCUGUUUCGGAAUCUCAGAACAGUUAUUUCAAGAGGUAUACUCAGUCUAGGGCUAACCUUGUUGUUUUUUUAAUGAAUUUCAACAAUGCUGUUAAUGCCCAACGAAACUACUCCGCAAAGCUGGAUUAUAAGGAUUAUAAUACUACCGCAAAGAUGAAAACAGAGUGGUCUCUUGAGAAGCAUGCAUCUACAAUAUUCACAGAUGGUGCAUUCAAGGAAAUUCAAGAAUAG